Messenger RNA from Clonostachys rhizophaga, 1587 nucleotides. The record is from the annotation of a GenBank genome assembly. Lineage: Eukaryota; Fungi; Ascomycota; Sordariomycetes; Hypocreales; Bionectriaceae.
AUGGCUUUCUUCGACUCUCUUCCGAACGAGAUGUUCGCUGAAUGCGGGUCACAUUGCGAUAUAUCCAGCCUCGCCUCUCUCGCACGCGCCAGCCGCCGCUUUAAUGCAGUAUUCGCUCCAAUGCUUUACAAACGCGCGUUGUUCACAGAACCCCCUGCCCGCCCCGUUAUCUUCCAAGCGGCCGCGAGUGGAAAUCUAGAUACCAUGGAACUUGCGGUAUUUCAUGGUGCCGAUGUCAACACGGUAUCCAAAGAAAUUUUUCACAAAUACAACCAGAGACGCGAGAUGAAAGAAAUCGAACAAGAAGCCACAGCCUUACAUGUCGCCUGCUAUAACGGCCAAACCCACAUCGCAUCAUUUCUUUUGAAAGCCAAGGCGGAUGUCCACUUCCCCGACAGCGCCAAAUAUACUCCUUUCUACUUCGCUAUGCGGCUUCAAGACCCGGAACGCAAAGCAAUUACGGAACUUCUUAUCCAAAAUGGAACUCAAUAUGCGUUCAGGAGCCCGGAUGCGGAUAGAUUGACACUGCAUGCAGCUAUCAAAGCAAGCUUCUGGCCAGUAGUCGACACGAUUCUUUCAAAUCGCCACUUCCUCACCGGGCCUCACGGCCAGGUAAUCAACAACAUGGCAGAGGCGGUCUCGGGAAGAGGAGGCUUCAAUGCUCUCCACUUUAUAUCAGUCAGUGGUGAUGCUGCAGGCAUUUCAGAGAUGGUUCCUAAGCUGGUAGCUGCCGGAACGCCACUGGACCAUGUUGCCGACGGCUGGAAUCGACCACCUGGUCGUAACGUUGGCACUCCCUUGGUACUCGCCGCGAAAAUGAAGAACUGGGCUGCUGCUACAGCUCUCGUGGAAGCUGGAGCGCAGCUAGAUUCGACAGCCAACCCCGAGAAGCAGGAAAUUGUUCUGCAAAUCGCCUUGAGAGGCCCGCUACGAGAACCCGAAGACGAGAUGCACCCCUUGGACGAGCUCAGACGCGACCAUGAGCUGCAUCAGGAAUUCAUACGCGCUUUCGUUAGAAAGGCCAAAGAAACCAACAAGCCGGAGCUGAUUGAGCACCGACCGAACACGCUGCAAAGAGGUUGGCAGGGAACACCCCUCUGGUACGCAGCGGAGCGCGCUGCCGAUUUUGAUUGCAUGAGGAUUUUGCUCGAGGAGGGCUCUGCCUCCCCUCAUGCCACGGUCAAGCGAAUGGUACAAGUCAACGAGGAUGAUGGUUUCGAAAGGAUGGCAGAGGUGACGAUUCUGCGUGGUCUACUCCCCCCUUUCCCCUCACCUUUUUCCCCGUCUGAGAACGCUGGUGUUCGUCUAGAAGACCGAGUGCAACUACUCAUUGAGCACGGUGCCCGUCUAGAUGCCGAGGUUGACCGGGUCAAUGUUACGUCCUCGGUAGCUUCGUCCUCGACAGUAUUGGACACGGCAUGUGUGAGCUGCCGAGGCGAGAGGGAGCACUGGCUCUUUGAUGUCAUUUUGGAUAGUGCAACAAAGAACAAUGUGAGCCUCGAGUAUGUCGCUGAAUUGGAACAGAAGUAUGGCGGCGAGACCUCUGUUCUUGGGAAUCUCGAAGCGUUGCGCCGAAGGCUAAAUUGA